Chaetomium globosum CBS 148.51 is the source of this 966-nucleotide messenger RNA. RefSeq lists its product as uncharacterized. Gene Ontology annotation, biological process: L-arabinose metabolic process. The coding region runs from base 1 to 966 and encodes 321 amino acids. NCBI's taxonomy places the organism in Eukaryota, Fungi, Ascomycota, Sordariomycetes, Sordariales, Chaetomiaceae. The transcript is spliced from 2 exons. The record is from RefSeq and is a predicted model, not a curated record. Gene Ontology annotation, molecular function: alpha-L-arabinofuranosidase activity.
AUGAGACUCACACGUUCCAGCCUCGCCCUUCUCGCUACGGCGGGCUCUGUCGCCGGACAGGGGUGCGACGUUCCCUCCUCCUACAAGUGGACGUCGUCGGGCGUGCUCGCCGAGCCCAAGAGCCCGUGGGUUGCGCUCAAGGAUUUCACCGUGGCGCCCUAUAACGGCCAGCACCUCGUCUACGCGACGACCAACGACGGUAGGAACUGGGGAUCGAUGGCAUUUAGCCCCUUCAAGAACUGGGAGGACAUGGGCUCCGCCACCCAGACGGGCAUGAGCCAGGGCACCGUCGCACCGACACUCUUCCACUUCGCCCCUAAGGAUAUCUGGGUGCUCGCCUACCAAUGGGGCCCGACGUCCUUCUCCUACAAGACGUCGAGCGACCCCACCAACCCGAACGGGUGGUCCAGCGUGCAGCCGCUGUUCGAGGGAAAGAUCUCGGACUCCGGCACGGGCGCCAUCGACCAGACGGUCAUCGGCGACGACGAAAACAUGUACCUCUUCUUCUGCGGCGACAACGGCAAGAUCUACCGGGCCAGUAUGCCGAUCGGCAACUUCCCGGGCAGCUUCGGCACGCAGUCGACCAUCAUCAUGAGCGAUAGCACCAACAACCUGUUCGAGGCGGUACAGGUGUACAAGAUCGACGGGCAGCAGAAGUACCUGAUGAUCGUCGAGGCCAUCGGCAGCGGGGGCCGGUACUUCCGCUCCUUCACGGCGACCAGCCUGGGCGGCGACUGGGCCCCCAACGCGGCCAGCGAGAGCAACCCCUUUGCCGGCAAGGCCAACGGCGGCUCCAACUGGUCCAACGACAUCAGCCACGGCGAGCUGGUGCGUCUCAGCGCCGACCAGACCUUCCCCGUCGACGCCUGCAACCUGCAGCUGCUCUACCAGGGGAGAGACCCAUCAUCGAACGGCGAGUAUAACGCCCUGCCGUACCGCCCUGGCCUGUUGACGCUGCAGAAGUAG